AUGAGCAUGUUGAGCAGUAAAGGUGAAUUGAACAUUUGGUCCAACGGUGCUUCACCACUUGUAACACCUGAUCCUAGAAGACUGAUCACACCACCUCAACAGACUUCGUACAUUGUUACUCCUGUUGUAAAGUCUGCGUCUCUUACUCAAGCAUUCAGAGACUCGGGCGGGAGCGGCGUUGUUGAUAUUAAAUUGGAGAACCUACAGCCAUCUGGUUCUGUUACUAUGCGUGUUAUGGAUUAUGCGGUCAAGAUGAUUGCGGAGCAAAGUAGUAAGGUACAUAUUGUCGUUUCGUCUACUGGUAACGCAGGCGUUUCGGCGGCCAUAGCGGCAUCUCAUUACAAAUUGGGUUGCACUGUUGUUGUUCCCGAAACAGACACCCACACGAAGGCUCGUUUAGAGCUGGAGGCUCCUCAUACUAGGCUUGUGUGCUUCGGUACUUCUUACGAUCAAGUUGUUGCUAAGGCUGAAAGUAUUGUCUCGGCCGGCAAUUCAUCUGCUUCUAGUUUUGCUAAUAUUCCGAUGACCCUUCUUAACGUCUACGGUUGCACCGACGUUCAUAUUGGCUACAUGUCGAUAAUAGACGAGCUUACAGUUCCACCCGAUGUAAUUCUCUUACCUUUUGGUGGUGGCAUUUUGAUGUGUGGUAUCAUCAACAGACUAGUAUCUCGUGGUUGGCACUCAACUCAUGUGAUUGGAGUUGAACCUGAGAACAUUCAGCGCUGCAGCACCUCCUUUAGUGAGUUUCGCCAAAUCGCCCCACCACCUGGCUCAAAUACUGUGGCUUCAGGCCUCAAUGUGGGUGCUCCAUCAAUGAAGUGGCUUUACAUGCGUGUUUCUUCGCCUACAACAGCCAGUGUUGUCACUGUUACUGAAUCAGAGAUUGUUGAUUCAAUCAGAAGACUUGCGGAGGAUUGUGGUCUAUUACUCGAUCCCAUCUCAGCUGUUGCCGCUGCUGCAAUCUAUAACGGCGGCGUCGCUCGAGUUCAGAAACAAAAGCAGUUACCGCAAAAUCUUAAGGUCCUUCUUCUUAUCACUGGUGGUCGAAAUAUUUCACUUAAAGAUCUCGCCGAAAUGGAAGCAAGUGUUGCGAGGAAUGAUGUCCGACAACAGCCAGCUCUUCAUGAUAACGACCCUACUCAAAAUCAUCAGCCAUUCUAUCUGAAGACGGUUGAUGACCUGUGCAAUGACGAUGAUGAUGAUAAGGAACAAAUAGUUUUACCGAAUACAUCUUCUCCUAAGGAAUCUAUUUCCUUAGCAGAAAGCUCUAAAGCUGUUGACUACGAAAAUGUUAGUAAAAUCAACGAUAAUAAGGACGAGGUCGUUGAACUCAACACUCUUUGA
Rodentolepis nana is the source of this 1344-nucleotide messenger RNA. The record is from the annotation of a GenBank genome assembly. NCBI's taxonomy places the organism in Eukaryota, Metazoa, Platyhelminthes, Cestoda, Cyclophyllidea, Hymenolepididae.